AUGUUUUCUAGAGAGGAACGUGUGGUUUUGGAGCAGGACGGCGUGCAUAUUGGAGGUUGGUCCGUUCGAAAUCUUCUCGUACCAUCUAAGAAGGAUGGCCAAAAAGAAUCGAGUGAGGAUCGCGUCCAGGCCGUCAACGGCCUCGUGCCGGACUGGUCGCAGGGAGAAGAACGCGCGCUCGUGAGAAAGCUGGAUAUACGGAUCCUUGCACCCUGCUUCGUCAUCUACGUGCUCGCUUAUCUGGAUCGAGGAAACAUCGGUUCUGUCAAGGUCCUGCAAAUAGGCAAGCCCGACUCCAUCGAGCGCAGUCUGCACAUGAAAGGCACAGAAUUCAACUGGGUUAGCCAAUAUCCUCAGGACCAGAUCGGCGAUCUCAGGAACCUACUUUCUUAUGACGAUUUUCUUAUUGCCAUCAAUCCUGCUGUUAAAGAGGACGUCAGCCAAGGUUUAUUUUCCUGUCGUCAUGAUAGGUUGUGA
Cladophialophora psammophila CBS 110553 is the source of this 477-nucleotide messenger RNA. RefSeq lists its product as uncharacterized. The record is from RefSeq and is a predicted model, not a curated record. Lineage: Eukaryota; Fungi; Ascomycota; Eurotiomycetes; Chaetothyriales; Herpotrichiellaceae. The transcript has 4 exons. The coding region runs from base 1 to 477 and encodes 158 amino acids.